AUGGAUUCCAUCCACUUAAACCAAAUCUUUCACUACUCUACUACUACCCACAGCUACCAAAUCCGGUGGACCGCUCUUGGUGACGAUGCCUUACCACCGCUGAUCUUUGUCCAUGGUACCCCCUGGUCAUCACGAGUCUGGGAUACGUACGCACGAUCAUUUGCCAGAUAUUUCCAUGUCUACCUCUUCGACAACCCCGGUUUUGGCGAGAGCCCCCUCGGGCAGCCACUCCCGGGUAAGGAAGAUAUCAUUACUAAACAAGUCGCAUUGGAUGCCGAUCUGGCGCAGCAGUCAGAGGUCUUCGCUGCGCUGUAUCACUACUGGGCUCAGGGUUGGAAACACCCAAAGGCCCAUGUCAUCGCACAUGAUCAUGGAGGGCUGAUGACCUUGCGUGCCCACAUAUUACAUGGUUGCGAGUAUGCGAGCCUAUGUCUGCUUAAUGUGGUUGCAUUGGGACCAUUUGGCCAGCCGUUGUUUAAAUUGAUGGCGGACAAUGAGGAAGUGUUUAACGCGUUGACUGGACCAGUGUUUGAGGGAGUUGUGGAAUCAUACAUUCGAGACGCGGCAUAUACUGAGUUGGGGAAGGAGACGAUGGGGAUGUUGAAGAGGCCGUGGAUCAGUAGUGAGAAAGGGAGGAAGGGCUUUGUGAGACAGAUGGUUCAGGCAAAUAGUCGCCACACGGAUGAAGUGGAGGGAAAGUACCCUGAGGUAGGCAAGAGAAUGCCAGUGAGAAUCAUCUGGGGCAAGGAGGAUAGGUGGAUUCCUGUGGAGACAGCCCACAGACUGAAGGAGAAGCUGGGUGCUCGAGAUGUGGUAGUGAUCGAAGACGCAGGGCACUUGGUGAUGUAUGAUCAGGGAGGAAGGUUAGGGGUCGAACUAGGCUGGUGGCUGGGUUCUUUAGGCCAGUGA
Aspergillus pseudotamarii is the source of this 909-nucleotide messenger RNA. Its product is annotated as alpha/beta fold hydrolase. Bases 1 to 909 code for a protein of 302 amino acids. The transcript has a single exon. The record is from RefSeq and is a predicted model, not a curated record. Lineage: Eukaryota; Fungi; Ascomycota; Eurotiomycetes; Eurotiales; Aspergillaceae.